Molecule: messenger RNA, 1416 nt
Organism: Beauveria bassiana ARSEF 2860
Lineage: Eukaryota; Fungi; Ascomycota; Sordariomycetes; Hypocreales; Cordycipitaceae
Product: TPR repeat protein
Exons: 3
Coding region: 1-1416 (471 amino acids)
Molecular function (GO): protein binding
Source: RefSeq, a predicted model, not a curated record
AUGGACUCCCGCUCCGAUUGGUUCUCCACAAUGUUGCAGCCUGCAGUGUAUAUUCUGUGGCUUCUGACAGUGGAUAUCUCGACUUGUGGCGAACUGGCCCGCCAAGAGGCGGAAGCAGCGAGCAGUCUCGACAUGGGUCGAUUUUCGGGAAUCCGGAAGGCGAUGAGCCACAUGAGAAGGCCGGUAAGACAAGGUGCUCAGGGCGCUUUUGACGGUGCUCCCAAAACGACAUUGGCUUCCGAAUUCGAUACAGACAAUCAGGACAAGUGCAUUCAAAAGAUUCUAGAGGAGGGCACCAUCCAGACUGCGGAAGCCGAGGAAGUGUAUCAGAUUGCGCUUCAGGACUUCGCGGCGACGUUGACCGACUGGGACACGACUGCGACUCUUCUCCGGGAAUAUAUUUUGAUGGUCACACGGCGCGGCAACAUAUGUGAAGCCAAAACGACAUACUACCGUGUGAUUCGGAAUUUUAUACUCAGGCUGGGGCGGUCUCAUGAGGCAACCCUUCUCUUGAUCUACGAGACCGGGAAUGCGCUUUGGGCAAGCGGCGCUUUCUCCGAGGCCGAGAAAGUCUACCAGGAGGCUGUAUUCGACCUCGACAGUCGCAGGCAGAAGAACAAUGCUGUUUUACUCCAUGUGAUGGACAAACUUGGCAUUGUGUACAUGCAGCGAGGACGGUGGAAAGACGCAGAAGAUAUGCACCACGCCGUAUUGAAAGGGUAUUUGUAUACAUAUACAUACCAGAACAAUUUUCAUCCUAAUGUCAGUGCCGUUGUUCUCAAUCUAGCACCUGCCCUGCGUGCGCAGGGGAGGCUCGAAGAUGCAGCCCAGAUGCUCCAGUGGGGAUCCUCUGGCCUCCAACAAGCAUUUGGGUUGGAUCACCCGGACACCAUCCACGCUUUCGACCAGCUUACACUCAUGCACGCAGCAACAAGAAAAUUUACGGAUGCCGAGUUCGCCCUCCGCUCCGCCCUGAGAGGUUGCGAGUGUUUGUAUGGCCAACACUCUGAGGAGACGCUUCGGAGAAGAGUCGAGCUUGCCGUCCUCUUCAGAGACGGAGGCAAGUUUCAAGAGGCGCAAGCGGCGUGCGAGUUGCUUCUCAGCGAAUGCGAGAUGUUCGAAAGCGAAUUCAGAUUUUCGGUGCUCAACUGCUUAGGUACAGUCCAUACCCUGGCUGGCCACUUUGGCAAAGCGGAGGAAGAGUUUGCAGCGGCUCUAGCAGGUUUCAGGAAGCAAGGAGGUCAACAGUCUCCCUUGGCUCUGAUUGCUCUUUACAACAUGGCAACCGCUCUCCAUGCCCGAGAACGACCAGAUCUAGCCGAGGUCGCCUACUGCCAGGCACUCGUUGGCCUUAGACAGGUUGUGGGCCACAACCAUAUUGCAACCCGAGCCACCGCAGAAAUGCUUGGACUCUGA